Molecule: messenger RNA, 1542 nt
Organism: Exophiala oligosperma
Lineage: Eukaryota; Fungi; Ascomycota; Eurotiomycetes; Chaetothyriales; Herpotrichiellaceae
Exons: 7
Coding region: 1-1542 (513 amino acids)
Biological process (GO): allantoate transport; transmembrane transport; dipeptide transport
Cellular component (GO): plasma membrane
Molecular function (GO): dipeptide transmembrane transporter activity; allantoate transmembrane transporter activity
Source: RefSeq, a predicted model, not a curated record
AUGAAUCCCAAGGGUAGAGUCUCUGAUACAGGAAUGGUCUCUUCCCUCACGGUGAGCGCCGACAUGAAGAAAGAGGAGCCUGAGGCCUCCAUCGGCGUCGUCAGUAUGGACGAGGGCCAGGAAAGGACAUUGGUCCGAAGAAUUGACUUCUGGCUUCUUCCCUUGCUCUGGGUCUCAUACACCUUGCAGUUUCUGGACAAGACGACCUUGGGAUACGCUGCCGUUCUUGGUCUUCCCGAGGGGACCGGUCUCGUGGGUGACCAAUACUCGUGGGCCUCUAGUGCCUUUUACUAUGGCUAUAUGGUGGCCUGCUAUCCUGCGUCCUUUGGAUUCAUCAAGUUCCCACUUGCAAAGUAUCUCUCUAUCACCAUGAUCAUUUGGUCCAUCGUCAUGGCUUGUCAUGCUGUCGCCCACAACUUCGCCUCAUUGACUGUGCUCCGUGUCCUCCUCGGCGUGUUUGAAAGCACCAUCAGCCCCGGCUUCACUUUACUUGUCGGCAUCUGGUACAAACCUUCCGAACACGCCAUGAGAACCUGCAUCUGGUUUUCCGGAAAUGCUUUUGCCGGCAUUUUCGGGGGGCUUCUCGCUUACGCCAUAGGGCACAUUGAAAGCAAGGUCGCUGCGUGGAGAUGGCUUUUCAUCAUCUUCGGGCUUGUCACAUUCAUCUGGGGCGUCGUGUUACUCAUCUUCCUGCCAGAUUCUCCCCUGACAGCUCGAUUUUUGACCGAAGAAGAACGCAAGUUCGCCCAGCGGAGACCACAGGCAGCCCAGAAAACCUACAAGAGCACCCGGUGGCGGAGAGAUCAAUUCAUUGAAGCUUUGAUCGAUCCCAAAACAUGGUUCGUGUUCGUCUACACCGUAAUGGUCGCUCUGCCCAACGGAGGUGUGACCAACUUUUCGAGCCUCGUCAUUCAGGGGUUUGGAUAUGAUACCUUCCAUACUCUUCUCCUCGGUAUACCCGCCCCGGUGAUCAGCUUCUGCUUACUUCUCGUCUCGGCGUACAUCACCAAUAAAUACCGACGGAUGCGUUGCUACACCAUGGCGUUCAUGCUCGUGAUCGCCCUGGUGGGCAUCCUGCUCGUGCGUCAACUCCCACGCGCCAACAAAAUAGGACGAUUGGUGGGGAUCUGGCUGGCCUGUGUCUUUGCGUGCGGGUUCCCGCUCAGCCUGAGCAUCGUCGCGAGCAAUUUCGCCGGGUACACCAAGAAGACCACCGUGACAGCUAUCUUGUUCAUAGGAUACUGCGCCGGAAACAUCGGUGGGCCGAUGGUUUUCAAAGCUCAAGAGGCUCCAAAUUACCAAUCCGCGUACGCCGCCAUCCUUGCAUGCAUGUGCAUCGGCCUCGCCACCGUCCUCGGUCUGCGCUUCUACAUGGCGUGGGAGAACAAGCGUCGCGACCGAGCCCAAGGAUGCAUGAUUGACCCCGAGCCCAAGAUCGAAUCGGCCGUCAACUUCGCAGGGGAAACCGAGGGAAGUGACGGCGGGAACAUGGACCUGGAUGUCUCAGACUGGGCGAAUGAGAGAUUCAGAUAUUGCUUGUGA